UCCUUCUAUUAAUGAAUCACAAGUAUAUAUAAAAGGUCACACAAACAUUCCUUUGCAUCAAUCAACAAUCACCUAAAAAAUCUCGUGGAUACACUCAUACAUCCAAAAUGGCUAGCGACGGUUCAAGCGGCGUGAUGUUGCUGGGCACAUGGUCGAGCCCGUUCGCGGUGAGGGCUCGAGUCGCUCUCCACCUAAAGUCCGUGACGUACGAGUACGUGGAAGAAGCAGAUAUUCUCAACUCAAAGAGCGAGCUCCUCCUCAAGUACAACCCCAUCCACAAGAAAGUACCUGUCCUCAUCCAUGGCGACAAACCCAUCUGCGAAUCCCUCAACAUUGUUCAGUACAUCGACGAGGCCUGGCUCUCCGGUCCAGCUCUCCUCCCGACCGAUCCCCACGACCGGGCCAUGGCUCGUUUCUGGGGUCAGUACAUCGACACACAGUGCUUUGCAGCGAUUAACGGAGUUGCAGUAGCGAAAGAUGAGGAGGGGAGGAAGGCUGCGGCGGCGAAUCUGGACGAGUGUUUAGGGAAAUUGGAGGAAGCGUUUGAGAAGUGCAGUAAAGGCAGAGACUUUUUCGGAGGUGACAGUAUGGGAUUCGUAGAUAUUGCUUGGGGUUCCAUAUUGGGACCUCUCUGGGUUAUCGAGAGAUUUUCUGGCGUCCAGUUUCUCCGGCAAGACAAAACUCCCGGUCUUGUCCGGUGCUCGGAGAGUUUCUGCGCUCACGACGCCGUCAAGCCGUACAUGCCCACCGUUGAAAAGCUCGUUGAGUUCGCCAUGAAGAAAUUCAAUCUCCAGUGAUUCUGUCAGUUAUAACUGGUUAGAUUAAAUCCAGUUUAUGUUUUUCUACCCUUUUAAUUACUCUUUCUUGUUAAUAAUGUUUCGAGUCUUAAAGUCAUGUAAAAGCUCGAAUAGUGUUGUUUUCGUUGAAACUUAAUUGCUAUAAAUAACAUUAAAAUGA
This is a messenger RNA of Tarenaya hassleriana, 957 nucleotides long. Its product is annotated as glutathione S-transferase U13-like. The transcript has 2 exons. NCBI's taxonomy places the organism in Eukaryota, Viridiplantae, Streptophyta, Magnoliopsida, Brassicales, Cleomaceae. Gene Ontology annotation, cellular component: cytoplasm. The record is from RefSeq and is a predicted model, not a curated record. Gene Ontology annotation, molecular function: glutathione transferase activity. Gene Ontology annotation, biological process: glutathione metabolic process. The coding region runs from base 108 to 797 and encodes 229 amino acids.